Messenger RNA from Toxotes jaculatrix (banded archerfish), 2215 nucleotides. RefSeq names its product nucleoporin 54 (gene nup54). Lineage: Eukaryota; Metazoa; Chordata; Actinopteri; Toxotidae. Gene Ontology annotation, cellular component: nuclear pore central transport channel; nuclear pore. The record is from RefSeq and is a predicted model, not a curated record. The transcript has 14 exons. The coding region runs from base 22 to 1731 and encodes 569 amino acids. Gene Ontology annotation, biological process: protein localization to nuclear inner membrane; NLS-bearing protein import into nucleus; nuclear pore organization. Gene Ontology annotation, molecular function: structural constituent of nuclear pore.
GUGCUUCUGGUGACAGUCAACAUGGCGUUCAGUUUUGGCGGCGCCACGGGCAACGCAGCGGCAAGCACCCCCGGGUUUUCUUUCGGUUCAUUUGGUGCCAAAACCACAGCGUCUACAGCUUUUGGCUUUGGCCCCCCAGCCACCACCACCACCGCCUCAUCCGGAUUCGGCACUCUUACAGCCCCUGGUUUUGGGGCAGCCACCACCACUGCUGCCGCACCAGCCACAGGAUUUGGUUUUGGCUCCACCAGCACUGGCGCGUUUGGUGGCUUUGGGACAACCACAACAACUGCUGCUGCACCAGGGUCGACUUUUAGCUUUGCUGCUCCUUCCACUGCCACAGGAAGCCUGUUUGGUAACGUGCAGAACAAAGGGUUCGGGUUCUCCUCUGGGCUCGGUGCUGGGACCGCUACUGGGACAACAGGAUUCGGGACUGGAUUAGGAACAACUGGCCUGGGUGGGUUUGGAGGUUUUAAUAUCCAGUCAGCUCAGCAGCAGCAAGGAGGCUUGUUUGGCCAGCAGACUCAGCAGCAGGGUCAGACUCAGCCCACCCAGCUUUACCAGCAGGUCACUGCUCUGUCAGCCCCCACCUUGCUGGGAGAUGAGCGUGACUCCAUCUUAGCCAAAUGGAACCAGCUUCAGGCUUACUGGGGCACAGGGAAGGGCUACUACAGCAACAACAACCCACCUGUAGACUUUACCCAGGAGAACCCAUUCUGCAGGUUCAAGGCAGUGGGCUAUAGCUGUGUCCCCGUGAGUAAGGAUGAGGAUGGUUUAGUGGUCUUGGUUCUCAAUAAAAAGGAAGCUGAUCUGCGAGCGCAGCAGCAGCAGCUGGUGGAGUCCCUCCAUAAGGUCCUGGGAAGCAACCAAACACUCACUGUCAAUGUAGAUGGUGUCAAAGCCCUGCCAAACGACCAGACAGAAGUGAUCAUUUACGUGGUGGAGCGUUCCCCUAAUGGUACCUCCAAGCGGAUUCCAGCCUCCACACUCUUCGGUUACCUGGAGCAGGCCAACAUCAAGGUCCAGCUCACACAGAUCGGAGUUGCCAUGUCUGUCACACGCACAGAGCUGUCUCCAGCACAGCUCAAACAGCUGCUGCAAAAUGCUCCUGCAGGAGUGGACCCUAUCAUUUGGGAGCAGGCAAAGGUAGACAACCCUGACCCCGAAAAAUUAAUCCCAGUACCUAUGGUGGGUUUCAAGGAACUCCUUCGCAGGCUGCAGAUCCAGGAGCAGAUGACCAAACAGCAUCAGACCAGAGUGGAUAUAAUCUCCAAUGACAUCAGUGAACUGCAGAAGAACCAGGCGACCACAGUGGCCAAGAUUGCCCAGUACAAGAGGAAACUGAUGGAUCUCUCCCACAGAGUGCUGCAGGUGCUGAUUAAACAAGAGAUUCAGAGGAAGAGUGGUUAUGCUAUCCAGGUGGAUGAGGAGCAUCUCAGGGUGCAGCUGGACACCAUUCAGUCUGAACUCAAUGCCCCCACACAGUUCAAGGGUCGUUUGAAUGAAUUAAUGUCCCAGAUCCGGAUGCAGAACCACUUUGGAGCUGUGAGAUCAGAAGAGCGCUACAGUGUUGAUGCAGACCUCCUCAGAGAAAUCAAACAACACUUGAAGCAGCAGCAGGACGGUUUAAGCCAUUUGAUCGGCGUCAUCAAAGACGACUUGGAGGACAUAAAACUCAUAGAGCACGGGCUGAGCGACAGUGGACACAUGAGAGGGGGCAUCCUGAGCUGAGUCUACCCUACCAAUACACACACAUGUGCUCUGACUCUUUCACUGUCAAUCUCCUGAUAAAGAACAUGCCUUUCACCCAGACAUGUCAACACGGUAUUUGAAUCACCUGGGAACAUUAUUUUGCCUUUUAAGUUUAAUCACAGUAGGGCAGCUGAACAUAUUUGUUCGAAAGGUCAAUUUUUUAACACCAUUUUUGCAAGUUUAUCAGGACUUUGCCUCAUAAUCAGUACCAGCAAAACAAAGACCAGUUAAUCUUUCUGGACUGAUAUAGACAGCUCAAUGGAAAGACUCAACAUCUUCUAAUUAUAGCUGGCUUCCCCUAAUGUCAGCUCAGAUUAUGGAUGUGUGCCUAUACAUGUGACUGGCAUGUAAACAAGACAUGGGAUUGAGUGAGUCGUGAUUGAAUACAUUGUAAAUACAUGUUUGUUUGGUUUUUUUAAUGCUGUUAGAAUGUUAUUAAAAAUUCAGAUACACCAUAAACAAG